CUUCCGAGCAUACCUAAAACGGCCCCUUUUGAAAGAAAUCGAGAUUCCAUUUCUCAGACCUUUCCAGAUUUCUAGAGAGAGGGAGAGAGCGCGUGAAAAUCAAUCACCAUCUCAUUUUGUUCUGAAAAUUUAAAACUUUCUCGGAAAAUAAAUACAAACACGCUCGGAGAUCUAUAAUGAUCGAACCUGGAUUAGAAUAGGUUUCUAGGGUUUCGAUCUGUGUUUUUUUUUUGUUCGUUUGCCGCAAACGUUUCAAUUUCGGAUUCAGUUAUUUAACGCACAAAGUAUUUGAGAGGAAUCGCGAAUAUCUAGGUUUUUCUAGGGUUUGGUUUCGAUUCAAUUGGUGGAGAAACGAUGAACGAUCAGUCGCAGAUUCUGAAUAAGCAGCCUUCGCAGAUGAUGAACCAGAUGAUGAGCCAGCCUCCGCCUACGCAGAUUCAGAUGAUGGCUCAGUCCCAGGCGCUGAGCCAGUCUCAGCAGCCGCAGAUGAUGAUGCUCAACCGGAGCUACAACAAUCAAGUGUGGCCGCAACAGGUGGCUUCGAUGGAUCAUCCUAACAAGAAGUUCCAGAGCUCUUCUUCUUUGAAGCCGAAUUAUGUCAUGACGGCCUCGAAGCCGUCGUUGAAGCCUGGACGGGGCAAUUGGAAGGGUAAGAAGGUCUCUGAUAAGCGCAAGGACCUAAGGAGGAUGGAGAAACCGAUGUCCAUGCCGAUGUCGGCGCAGAUGCCCAACACGGCGGUGAUAAGCGGUCCGAGUAGCAGUGGAGGGUACAAACCCCCGACUCUUCAGGAAUUGCAGUCGCAGAAUAGGCUGAAAGCCCGGAAAUUCUACCCUAAGAAGAAAUUUAACAAUAGGUUCGCGCCUUACGCGCCUAGGAACACUACGUCGUUUAUAAUCAGGGCGAAGAAGGCGGGAGGUAUUGCCGAGCUGGUGUCGCCGUGUGCCGCGACGCCUGCAGUGCUGCCAACUCCGAUGUUCUCGCCGUCUAGGGAGGUGCUAGGGGAUAUGGCCAAGGAGGAGUGGGGUGUGGAUGGGUAUGGGUCGAUGAAAGGGUUGAUUCGGCUGCGUUCACCGGGUGGGAACGAGCACGAGGAUGAGGAGGAAGAUGAGAAUGGUGGGUCGAGUGAGAGUGAUGUGGAGGAGCACGUGGAAGUGGAGAGGAGGUUGGACCAUGACUUGAGCCGAUUUGAGAUGAUAUACCCGAAUUACAGUGGGGUUGAGUAUAACAAUGUGUUGGAGAAUAGGGUGGAUGAUCAGGAUUCACAUAUAGCGCAGUUGGAGGAGGAGAAUUUGACGUUGAAGGAGAGGCUUUUCUUGUUGGAGAGGGAGCUCGGGGACUUGAGGAGGAGGUUGCUGUUUCUGGAGAGGCAGAACAAGGUGAUGGAGGAUGUGAAUGAGGAGGUGGUGGAGAACGGUUCUGAAAACGAAAGUGGGGGUGGGUCGGAUGCCCCUGCUAUGAUGGGUUGUGAGAUCAAUUCGGAGAUGGAGUAUGUAUCUGGAAAUAGAGCCAGAGAGAGAAAUGUUGAUAAUGACAAUGAUGGGGCCUCGGACACCGAGGGUGUAGGGGAUGUUUCUAUGGAAGAUUUUGAAGAACGGACAGAGAUUGUUCCGAAACAAGUGGAUGCAGAAAAAAAUGAGCCCAAGGAUAAAGAAAUUGGAAAGGAAAAUGUGGUGAAGGAUGAGGAAAUGAGAGCUGAGUUUGUUAGGGAAGCUGUCAUUGCAGUGAAGGAUGAGGUCAAGAAAGAAGAAGCAAGGAAUGAGUUGGUACGAGAUGGAGAAGCAAUUGCAAAGGAAAAUGAAGUCAAAGUUGAAACGGUGAGGAAUGAAUUUGUACCGGAUGAAGUAAUGGCAAAGGCAAGGAAUGAGUUUGGACAAGACGGAUGGGUUGCGGGGAAGGAUCAGUCUAGGAAUGAGGAACUGGGGAAUGUGUGCUCAGAGAAGAGCAUUGGCGACGGUGACUAAUCUGUCCCGCGUUAAUAGUUAGAAAUACAUGGAAGGUUGUUACCUGAUUUCAAAAGGCACUGCCUGUAGGUGACCUGAACUCCGGAGAAGGUGGAACUGGGAGAAUCAAUAGAAGAUGAAUUCUCCAAGCUGCAUUCUUUCCUGCCUGUGAACAUGAGAAUUGGGAAAGUAGGAGCUCGCCCAAUGGCAUAUUGACUGCUUUAUGUGCUCAUACUUUUGGUGUUGAUGGCAUAUAUGUAGAGUUGGUAAAAGCUGAUGGUACAUCAUAAAUAGUUCUUUCCGUUGGUUGUUAGACCAUUAUUUGCAUAUACUGUUCUUUUUCUUGCAGUAAAUACUUGUGAUCUGGGCAGACAACUUCUUGCUGCUAACCAUGGUCCAGUCAUAUUUCCCUUGGCAAGACAGAUUGUCUGAAGAACAAAUUUUGGAAUCUCAAAAGGGGUGAAUUCAUUUUUAGUUCUAUACAGGGAACUGCAGUUAAACAUGUUCCUGUGAUCUCUCGGUAUCUCACUGGUUAGUUCUAUUUGAUGACCCACAAUGAUCAUUGAUUUUCACAAUGCAGCCAAGUAAGUUCAAAUCUCCAGCACAUCACUCAGAGGAUCUGGCAAAAAAUUCAGGUCAAGUUUGGGGUCUAUGCUGCAUAUUAUGUGAGGUACUGCGCAAAUUUCAUUCUUCCCCCAGCUUUUGUUGAAGCAAGCAUACUCUUCUAUAUGGCUGUUUCAUAUCCCUUUUUUGCCAUGACUUUUUGUUCACUCUUUGCGCAACUUCCAGCCUUUGCACCAAUGAGUUUUAGCUCAAAUAGUACUUCCUCCCUUUGUAGCAAGGUGAAGAGUGAGGUUGUGGAUUCAAGUCCAACCGGGUGCGUGUGUUAAUCUGGCCUUUUGCUCUGUUGACCGUGUUUCGCGCUCUCUCUUCUUAGAAGAGUAUAUAAAUACACUGUUAUGCGAUUGUCACUUCCUUUAGUGUUGUCUCUUUGUGCUUUUUUCUUUUUUCCUUGGCCUUUUAUGUACUGACACCAUGUUUGGUGCGAUGUGUCCUUGGAUUAGGUAUAACAUGUCUAGUUUUUGGCACAGGAUAGCCUGAAAUCCCAUUAUUUCGUAUUAAAGUCAAGACAUUUGUUUUCUGAUUGUGCUUUGGUUACCUCCCUCGUGCUUGGUAAAUUUGAAAGUAGAACUCGGCCAUACAUCUUUUACA
This is a messenger RNA of Alnus glutinosa, 3153 nucleotides long. RefSeq lists its product as uncharacterized. The transcript is spliced from 2 exons. The record is from RefSeq and is a predicted model, not a curated record. Bases 355 to 1962 code for a protein of 535 amino acids. Lineage: Eukaryota; Viridiplantae; Streptophyta; Magnoliopsida; Fagales; Betulaceae.